AGUGAUCACUGGAAAAGUGGUUUGGGCCACUUAUUUUUUUAGUUUUCUAUAUUUUUCGAAGCUUUUGAAAACAAUCUCUCAUCUCCGAAGAUUUUUUCGGUCCCAAAUUAUACAUUUGGCAAAAAAUUUCGGUGAAAAUGUACCUGCUUUACGUACUUUCUGGUGUUUUGUGUGCGACGUCUGUUCUAACCUUAGCUACCAAAAAGGAGAAAAAAUUGGAUCGCGAGGUGGAGAAUCCCAAUAAUUUGUCCUCUACGAUAGAAAAUAUUGCCGAUCCUAAAUCAGACGACGCGGCCCAGAUUUCUCCAGCAAAAAUGGCUUUGGCGGACAAAAUGAAAUCGAGCCUCCCUAAAAUAAAUAUACCGGCCAUGGAAGGAGGAGGAAUCACACACGAUAUUGACCAAUUGCCAGUCAAAGAAGCUCCAUUUUCCCCCAAAAUUCCCGAAGAAAUUUUGUCUUCCACGCCCCUUUCCAUAACAGAGCGAGCAGUAGUUGCUCGAAAACAAGCGCCUCUCCCCGAUCCUAUUAGAGAUAGUAUUAAGCCGCGAAAAGGAGUCGAAAAUGAGACAAAUUUCAAUGAAAUCGACUCAUCUUCCGAAGAUCCUCUCAGUAAAUUUGACCAAUCAAAUUCUAGCAUUGUUCCUCCCUCGAGUUCAAGCCCCUCCCUCAAUAAGGAAAACACAACUCAAAAAGCCGCGACUUAUUCCAGCUCGACUACUAAAAAUUCCCCUUCCACCAAAACUUGGGUCUCGGAAGCCCCGAAAAAAGUGUCCACGGACAGACCCAAAAAACAUAAAUUAAAGCCGACAGUGACGAUUGGCGGCUCGAAUGUCGACGAACCGAUUCCAGCCUCUCCGACGAAAACUCCGCCCCUCGGAAUGCCCCGAAAAAUUGACUAUAUUGUUCCGGUCAUGAUCACAAUUUUUGCUCUGCCGUUAUUGGGCGUAGCGACUUAUAUUUUGUACAGGAGAGGCAGAGACUGUUGGGAUAAAAGACAUUAUCGGCGAAUGGAUUUUCUGAUUGAUGGAAUGUACAACGAAUAAAAUUUACGUUUAUGAGAUCUGGAAAAAGGAGGAGUUACUGAAAAAAUCGGGGUGACCGCUCGAACCGAGAAAGGGGCGUUGAAUUUAUUUUUUUUUUUACCGGGAUUUUCUAGAUUUUUUGAUGAAAAAACUGUUUGGUGAUCGAGAGAGAAAGGGUAUUUACUUAUGAAAAGUCCAAUUUCACAAUUAUUUAAGGCCAUUCCUUCGUGAUAUUAUUUUUUAAAAAUUCCAAAGAAUUUUCAAGAGAUUUUGAGAAGUUUCAAGGAUUUUCAAAAGAUUUUU
Molecule: messenger RNA, 1325 nt
Organism: Belonocnema kinseyi
Lineage: Eukaryota; Metazoa; Arthropoda; Insecta; Hymenoptera; Cynipidae
Exons: 2
Coding region: 138-1043 (301 amino acids)
Source: RefSeq, a predicted model, not a curated record